CCGGUCCGCCUGUGCGUCGUUCUUUCCGGUCCGACCCGUUUCUCCCUCCGCCCCGGUGCUUUUUCUCUCCGCGGCACACGUGAGGAUUUAAUCCGGUUUUCGCUUUAAAGUUUCCUCUAAACGUUUGGACCAACAUGUCGUCGUCUUUCGAGCAGAUGAGGGCGAACGUGGGUAAACUCCUGCGAGGAAUCGACAGGUACAACCCAGAAAACCUUGCGACGCUGGAGCGCUACGUGGAGACGCAAGCUAGAGAAAACGCCUACGACCUGGAGGCCAACCUGGCCGUCCUGAAGCUGUACCAGUUCAACCCCGCCUACUUCCAGACUCAAGUGACCUCCCAGAUUCUGCUGAAGGCUCUGACCAACCUGCCACACACCGACUUCACUCUGUGCAAGUGCAUGAUCGACCAGACUCACCAGCAAGAGGAGCGCCCCAUCAGACAGAUCCUGUACCUGGGGAACCUGCUGGAGACGUGCCACUUCCAGAGCUUCUGGACGAGUCUCGAGGAGAACAGAGAGCUUAUUGACGGCAUUACUGGUUUCGAGGACUCCGUUCGCAAGUUCAUCUGCCACGUAGUGGGCAUCACCUACCAGACCAUCGAGCACCGGUUACUGGCUGAGAUGCUGGGAGACCCGCUGGACACGCAGGUGAAGGUCUGGAUGAAUAAGUACGCCUGGACGGAGAAUGAGGAAGGACAGAUCUUUAUCUUCAACCAGGAGGAGAGCGUCAAGCCCAAGAACAUCGUGGAAAAGAUCGACUUCGAGAGUGUAUCCAGCAUCAUGGCCACAUCUCAGUGAUGCAAACACACACACACACACACACACAGACACAAACACACUCACAUCAGACGUGACAGAUUGAAUCAGGUCAUUUGUUUUCAUAAUCUCAGUUUUUCUCAAUAAAAAUAAUUUAUCCAGC
Messenger RNA from Morone saxatilis (striped sea-bass), 918 nucleotides. It is a transcript of the gene eif3k, whose product is annotated as eukaryotic translation initiation factor 3, subunit K. Gene Ontology annotation, biological process: regulation of translational initiation. The transcript has 8 exons. Lineage: Eukaryota; Metazoa; Chordata; Actinopteri; Moronidae. Gene Ontology annotation, molecular function: ribosome binding; translation initiation factor activity. Gene Ontology annotation, cellular component: cytoplasm; eukaryotic translation initiation factor 3 complex. Bases 135 to 797 code for a protein of 220 amino acids. The record is from RefSeq and is a predicted model, not a curated record.